Danio rerio (zebrafish) is the source of this 2306-nucleotide messenger RNA. It is a transcript of the gene ogfr2, whose product is annotated as opioid growth factor receptor 2. Gene Ontology annotation, molecular function: opioid growth factor receptor activity; signaling receptor activity. Gene Ontology annotation, cellular component: membrane. The record is from RefSeq and is marked validated. NCBI's taxonomy places the organism in Eukaryota, Metazoa, Chordata, Actinopteri, Cypriniformes, Danionidae.
UUCCUUGUUGUUGAACUACGCCAGAAAUGCCGUCGGUUCACCGUUUCAACUUUCAUUUUCACUUAAUGGUGGGAGGGCUUUUUGCUCGAUGUACUUAAAGCUGGUAACAUUUCUGAGGUGUCUGAAGUCUUGGUUCUUUGGCCUGUUAAGGUUUACACAUAAUUUGUUUGCUCGUACUUGGUUUCGUCGUAUUAAUAGUAGUUUGCGGUCUACUAAACAUAUUAGUAUGGAGUCAGAUGAUGAUUGCGACUGCGAGUUGGACUCCACAUGGGAAGAUGAAGAUGAAAACAAAACACCCAAUGAGAAGCUCAAGAAGAGUCGCAGGAACAUGUAUGCAGCCAAGGACAUGCAAGACUUCCGGCAUCGUUGCCUGGAACUAGAUGAUGACUAUGAGGAGGAUUAUACCAUGGAAAAAGAAGAUGAUGCAUUUCAGAUUAAUCCCCUAUAUCAUCUGAAGUUUUACAGAGGUGAAAUAAAAGCUGCGCCAGUCGCUAUUCACAUUGAUGGUUUUCACAAAGACUGGUGGGGUCAAUAUGAUUUGCUUGAAAAGGCUCACUACUACAUUCAAUGGCUAUUUCCAAUACAAAGGAAAGUUAACAACUGGAGAAUACAUUGUCUCAGAAAAAAGGAAAUUAUGCUAUUCCGCAGAGAUGAGGAUGUAAAACAUAAGCUGAUCAAAUCAUAUAAAGUCAUGUUGGAUUUCUAUGGAAUACGUUUGGCUGAUGAAAAAACAGGAAAGGUGGAACGUGCCGAGAAUUGGAAGCAACGCUUUAACAACUUGAACAGAAAUACUCACAACAACCUGCGCAUCACACGCAUCCUGAAGUGUUUGGGGACUUUAGGAUUGGAGCACUAUCAGGCACCACUUGUCAAGUUUUUCCUCCAUGAGACUUUGUUUCAAGGACAACUUAAGAAUGUCAAACAAAGUGUACUAGAUUACUUUAUGUUUGCAGUUUUGGACAAAUCAAAGAGGAGGGAACUGAUUAGAUAUGCUUAUUUGUAUUUCAAACCCAGAAAAGACUUUGUCUGGGGCUCAAAGAAGAUUCUGAAAGUGAAAACUUAUCCUUGGGACUGCCAUCAUGAAAUGACCAAAAUACAUGCCAGUCUUCCACCUGAAGAGAUGGGAAGUGACAAUAAAAAUGAUGACCAGAAAGAUGAUGCAGUUAGUCAAAACAGACUGAAGGGAGAAUGUUCAAAGUCAUCAAAGGGAAACUAAUGGGAACAGUCAAAGUAGCUCAAAUGGUGACCAGAUAGUCCAGAGAAGAUGAAUGAAGAGAGUGAGUCAAAUGAUAAGAACAGUCUGUACAGCUUAGGCAAUGAAUGUGUAAAAGAGCAAAACCAAAAGAGUAGUGCUGAUGGUAAUAAUGAAGUCCACAUGACACCACAAAAUAAACCUAAUGGUAAUUCUGAUGAAAGUAAUCUAGCUGAAAUUAGGAAAACUAAUGAAAAUGACAUGCUAGACAACCCUGAAGUUGAAAUGAAAGAAGAUGGCAUGUCUCAUGGUGAUAAUGGUAACAAUGCUGAAAAAGAGAGGCCAGGGAGUCCAUGCAAGUUGACCGAACAAACUAAUAGUCAGGAUAAGAGGUCAAAUGUUGAGACAAAUGAUGAAGAUGAAAGUAAUCUAAAUAAUACAGCGUAUACUAAAGAAAUGUCAGCAGAACAUGAGCAGGGAUCAAAUAAUGAAAACAGUCAGUGCAACUCAGAAAAUGAAACUGUACAAGACCAAAAUCAAGAGAUGAGUGCUGAUGGUGUUGGUGAUGAGUAGUGAAAGUUUGUCCAUGAAGGGUGUACUUGUCUGACAUGGAAAAAAAGGAAACUGACAACAGAAAGUAUCAAGGCCUUUAAUGUUUUUUUUUUUUUUUGGUUGUUCCCCAAAAUAAAUUACAUGAAAUAUAUUGAAACGCCUGUAUGCCUGGGCUCAAAUUCAACUCUUUGAGAUGCAUUGCUUUGUUUUGUUUAUUUAACAGAUUGACUAAUGGAGAUUAAAAAUAGCAUGCAAAAGCUAAAUUUGCACUGUAACAAAUGUAAUGUUAUUAUUUUUUUUGUUUUAUUUUUUGUGAAGUGUUCUAAUAAGUUUGUCUUGAACUUGAUUGUUUAAUAAGAAAUGAAGUUCUGAUUAACCAAGUGAUGAUUGAUGCAAAUAAAAAUUGUAUUGAUAAAGCAAGAUCACACUUUGAAAACUGGCUCCAAUAAUUGUUAGAUUUGUAUGCUUUCUUUUGUAAUGGAUGAACCUGUUGAAGUUUGUAAAACGAUGCAGUUUUGUUUUGGGUUUUUGCUGGUGACCAAAUAAAUGUCAUAUCACUGAA